Messenger RNA from Aspergillus fumigatus Af293, 1371 nucleotides. RefSeq names its product putative C6 transcription factor (Acr-2). Gene Ontology annotation, molecular function: DNA-binding transcription factor activity, RNA polymerase II-specific; zinc ion binding. Gene Ontology annotation, biological process: regulation of DNA-templated transcription. The coding region runs from base 1 to 1371 and encodes 456 amino acids. The record is from RefSeq and is a predicted model, not a curated record. The transcript is spliced from 4 exons. Lineage: Eukaryota; Fungi; Ascomycota; Eurotiomycetes; Eurotiales; Aspergillaceae.
AUGGUCGAGUUGGAAGCAUGUUACACAUGCCGGCAUCGUCGAGUACAAUGCGACAGAUCCGGUAUUCCCUGCGGUAAAUGCGUAAAGAGUGGAUUCGAAUGUCACCAGAAACGGCCUAUCAGAUGGGUUAAGGGUGUCGCCAUUCGAGGCAAGAUGCAGGGUGUGUCGUACAGUCGCUUGAACAACCCGGCAGGCGAUGAGCAGGGCCUGAUCAAGUUGAGACGCCGAGGUCAACAAGGUUUGCCGAUCGGCUUAGGGGACGCAUCGAUGUCGAGCUUGGACCGAGUGUCGAAAUUUUAUCUCGACUAUUUAAAGGAUCCCCUCCUGCUCAGCACGGUUCUUGCUCUCGCAGCAAGGCACAGAGCAAAUGAAGGCCAGACCUUUAAUGGCAUGGAAGCACCAGUUCCUUGGACUGACAAUGCCCAACACAAUGCACUUGUUUUCAAACAUCAGGCGAUACAUGGCCUGUCUCAAAUCGUCGGGGAUCCAGAGUCGUGCAGAUCAGAUCCGACUAUUGCGAGCAUUUUCCUUCUCAUCUUCCUUGAUCUGGUAGAGUCAGGCAACGAUCGGUGGAAUGCCCAUCUGGAAGGCGCAAAAGCUCUCUUGUCUUUGAACAAGUCGUUGUCGCAAGUCCACGAUCCUGGCCAGACAGUACAGGAAAUACGGAGCUUCAUCACUAAACAGAUUUACCUAAUCGAGACACUUGGUGGGACCUUUGUACGGCCGAACCUAUUAUCAAAUUUUCCUGCUGAAGAUAAAGUUAAAAUGGGUCCAGAUAUGGUCGAACAGUCAUUUCUCGGCUGUCCGGAGCAGCUUCUUAACGCGGUCCAAUUUUUCUCUUCCCAACGAGAUCUUGCUACUGCCGGACAGGCAUCUGAAGUUUGUAUCCGCAACACCUCGUUCAUGAUAAAAUCCGUCCAUAGCUUUCAUGGCUAUUCCUGGGCUGCAAAUCUCCGUCAAUCCACAGUGUAUGCUACCCACAAUCUUGCGACUCUUGCUGAGUGCUAUAAGCUUGGUGCUCUCAUCUACGGGCGGCGCGUUCUAGAUAUGCUUUCUGGUCGAGACACUUCACAAGAGGAGGUGGUGCAGAAUCUCUUUGCCACCAUCGAGACACUCAAACGGGAUGCCGCAUUGUUCAAGUGCCUCCUGUGGCCUAUUUUCGUUGCUGGUCUUGAAUGUCGCUCCUCAAGUGAACGAGAAUUUGUCAUCCGAGCUUUGGAACGGUUUUGGACGAUUACCUUGUGUUUGAACACGGUCAACGCUGGGAAGAUCCUGCAGUCGCACUGGCAGACUCAGGACGGUAAUAAGGACAAGUCUUCGAAUUGGGUACUCGGCAUAGGGCAAUUAGGAGAAGACUGGCUACUCAUUUGA